Molecule: messenger RNA, 2101 nt
Organism: Budorcas taxicolor (takin)
Lineage: Eukaryota; Metazoa; Chordata; Mammalia; Artiodactyla; Bovidae
Gene: CATSPER4
Product: cation channel sperm associated 4
Exons: 12
Coding region: 393-1733 (446 amino acids)
Biological process (GO): sodium ion transport; sperm capacitation; transmembrane transport
Cellular component (GO): membrane; acrosomal vesicle; sperm principal piece
Molecular function (GO): calcium-activated cation channel activity; voltage-gated calcium channel activity
Source: RefSeq, a predicted model, not a curated record
AGAGAUCUGCCCCAUCUCCAGGGGGGAGCAGGGGAGAAACAGAGACCAACCUUUUCCUCUACAGAUGGGGAAACAUACCUCCCAUGGAAAGCUGGGUCUCACCUCCAGCUCCUGGACACAGAGCAGGGACCUGCCCCUGUGUCUCCAUCAAGGCUGCACAAGAGACCUGACCUGCUCUCACCAGCCUCCGACUUGUGACCUCCCCGUGUGCUCGGCCUCCUCUGUGGCACACCCACAGGAGUCAGUGGGAGGAGCUUCUCUUGCUACAGGAGUUCCUUGGAAUGCGGACAGCUGGGGGGGGUCACAGAGGCCUCUGUGAUAUCACCACGAGGGGCGGGCAGGCUCGCUUGGAGUGACGUUUCUUUGAGGAGUGAGGGGGGAGACUGAGAAAUAUGGCAGAUAACCAAAGGAGCUGGUGGCAGCAGUGGACCGACACCACCUACAUCAAACCUUUGAACCGCUUGAGAGCUGCUCAAGAGCCCUACCGGCGAGAGGAGCAAGUGCUCAUCAACCGCCGAGACAUCACCAGCAGAAAGGAUGCCUGGGACAUGCAGGAGUUCAUCACGCGCAUGUAUGUCAAGCAGCUUCUCCGACACCCGGCCUCCAAGGUGCUGCUGGCCGUGCUGCUGGUGGUCAACGCCAUCACCAUCGCUCUCCGCACCAACUCUAUGCUUGGCCAGAAACACUAUGAGUUGUUCUCUACCAUAGAUGACAUUGUGCUGACCACCCUUAUCUGUGAACUUCUUCUCGGCUGGUUAAAUGGUUUCUGGAUUUUCUGGAAGGACGGCUGGAACAUCCUCAACUUCCUUAUCAUCUUUAUCUUGCUCCUGGGGUUUUUCGUUAAUGAACUCAGUGCCGUCGCUAUCACCUACACCCUCAGGGCACUUUGUCUGCUGCACGUGUGCAUGGCGGUGGAGCCCCUGGCCCGGAUCAUUCGCGUCAUCCUGCAGUCGGUGCCCGACAUGGCCAACAUCAUGGUCCUCAUCCUCUUCUUCAUGCUGGUAUUCUCCGUGUUUGGGGUCACUCUCUUUGGUGUGUUCGUGCCCAUGCAUUUCCAGAACAUGCAGGUUGCCCUGUAUACCCUCUUCAUCUGCAUCACCCAGGAUGGCUGGGUGGACAUCUACAGUGACUUUCAGAUGGAGACAGGGGCGUACGGAGUGGCGAUUGGGGGCGCCAUCUACUUUGCCAUCUUCAUCACCAUCGGUGCCUUCAUUGGCAUCAACCUGUUGGUCGUCGUGGUGACCACCAAUCUGGAGCAAAUGAUGAAGGCAGAACAGGGGCAGCAGCAUCAAAUAGCCUUCAGUGAGGUAGACGACAAGAAGGGAAAUGGGAAUAACAAGCUGCCGCUGGUGCACUGUGCAGUCGCCCGUUCGGAGAUGUCUGGCGUCCCCCAAGAGCCAUUUAUGGGGGGCUCCCUGACAAACCUCUCGGAAAGAACAUGCGACAACUUUUGCCUGGUGCUCGAGGCGAUACAGGAGAACCUGAUGCAAUACAAGGAGAUCCGCGCUGAGCUCAACACGAUAGUGGACGAGGUCCGCUCCAUCCGCUUCAACCAGGAGCAGGAGGAGGAGCUGAUGCAGAGGCACUUGUCGUGGAACAUGUCCUUGGAGAGCAGGUCCUCUGUGGACAUCCGUGAGAUGACUCGCGAGCAAGACUUGAUCACCGCGCUCGUCAACAGGAAAAAGGUUCAGGAAUCCAACACAAAUGUUAACAAACGAAAGGCCAGCCGCUGAGAGGGCAGUACAGGAGCCAAUGGGCAUGAGCACACACCCAGCCGCUGCGUCUUCCUGCAUUGCUGGCAUGGUGUGGCACAUCCUGGCCUGAGCCCAUCCUCUGCCUUACACCUGGGCAGAUGCCUAGGGAUGGAAGGGGGCGGUGUCUGUAGGACUUGGGCCUGUGAGCCCAGGUCCAGAGGAGCACGGAUGGAGAAGGAUGGUGGAUGAGAGUGGAGCCUUACAGCAAGGAUGAGCCCACAAGGGGCUGCUGGCCAAGGCAGCCAGGAUUUGCCCUCAAGAUGGGCAUCCCUGGUCCCCUGCUAGACCAGAACUACAUGGGGUCUAAGUGGGCCCAAGUACCAGGAGGAGAAAGAUGAGGCCGGUGG